GACAAGGACAGAAAGAAAAACACAGUGAGCAAGAGUUUCACCGGUGAGUGAAGGCAUGACUGGUGCAAACCACCGGCGUUAUUAAGAAGCACGAAGUAGACUCUUAAUCUGCGGGUAUGUUGGACCUGAGUGUGGGGUGGAACCUGUCGUUCGCCGGUUGCGGGUUUUUAGGGAUUUACCACCUCGGUGUUUCCAGCUGCCUCCUAGAGCGCGCGCCUUACCUCGUCCACCGAGCCAACAAGAUCUACGGAGCUUCAGCUGGAGCUCUCAAUGCAGCUGUGCUCACCAGCGGAUCAUGCCUAGAAAAAUGUUGCGGGAAUGUGAUCGAGGUUGCUAAGGAGGCCCGGAAGCGCAACCUUGGCCCUCUGCAUCCCACCUUCAACCUAGUCAAAGUGCUGCGCUCGGGCCUGCAGCGAGACCUGCCUGAAGAUGCACACACACUCGUCAGCGGCAGGCUGUGUGUGUCUCUCACACGCGUCAGUGACGGGGAGAACGUGCUGGUUUCAGACUUCAGCUCCAAAGAUGAGCUCAUUCAGGCACUCAUCUGUAGCAGUUUCAUCCCUGUUUAUUGUGGUCUGUUCCCUCCUGCCUUCCGUGGAGUCAGGUACGUUGAUGGUGGGAUGAGCAAUAAUCUCCCCCAGUCAGAGCUGAAGAAUACCAUCUCCAUCUCACCGUUCUCCGGAGAAAGUGACAUUUGUCCCAAAGACAAUUCGAGCAGCUUCCACGAACUGCGUUUCACCAACACUAGCAUUCAGGUCACCUGGGGAAACGUGUGCAGGCUCAGCAAAGUGUUUUUCCCUCCCGAGCCUAAGGCAAUGGCAGAGCUAUGUCAGCAUGGGUAUAAAGAUGCUCUACGAUUCCUUGAGGACAACAAUCUGUUGCAAGUUGAAUGUCCAAAAGUAGAUCUAGCCUUGACGCGGGACACGCCCACCUGCUGCUGUGUCACUGAGUCGACACAAGAGUGGAUGCUGCGAAGAUUCCGCCUCCUCGGGGAGCAUCACUGGUGGUUGGACAAGCAGCUUGUCAAUUACCUGCCCACACCUAUUAAGAAAGUGUUCUGUGAGGCGUGUAAAGAGAAGCAUGGCCUAAUGGCUCAGAUCACUGGUCUGUUGCCGGUACGUGUGGCUUCCUACAUGCUGAUGCCCUACACGCUGCCAGUAGAGUCGGCUUACUCAGCAGUCCAGAGGUUUGUGGAAUGGAUUCCAGAGGUGCCUGCUGAUACACGCUGGCUAUGUGAGAUAGCAGGAAGUGUUUAUAGACAUGCCUGGAAAGGAGAAUCCUCAAAAGGUGGCUUUCCAUUGCGGCGGUGUGUAAGUGGACCACCCUCACUGGACCUGCAGCCACAUGACAUGGAGCACAAUAGACACGCCGCUUUUUCUGUUGCUGAUUUGCGUGAUUACAGCUGGGAUUACUCAGAAAGCCCUGAGGACCCCGACAGUCCGUGCACAUCUCCUGAGCAGAUCAGAAUGUAUGUUGGCUCACAGGACAAUUCUGAGAGCUGAAUACAGCAAGACAUGGAAAUGGAAGUCUGAAAAUACUGGUGUUUCACACACCAUAAAUGUGUGUGAGAGAGAUGAGGGGGUUUUAUGGUGGAGUUUUGCCUUAAUUCCACUUUUUCUAUUCACCAUCUCUCACCAGUAACACUGGUCUAAGCUCCCAACUGCACUUUAAACUAGAGUUCAUCAAAAUGUCCUGUAAAAUAACCAACAAAUAUUAACAGAAUGGUAGCAUUUGUGGAACAAAAAGUCACAUGAUAUAAUGGUGAAGGUAGUUUUUUAAAUAAUGAUGGCUGUGACAUUUCUACGUGCACCUCAAAAGAGAAAACAAACAACCAAUGUCACCUCAACAGAAAUAAAAUGUUGGGUAAAAUGUGUUGUCCAAAUAAAUAAUUGAUUUCUGUGAAACCUAAUUAUAAUAAUGUGAAUAAAUACAAUAUACAGUCAACCCCAGAA
This is a messenger RNA of Pangasianodon hypophthalmus (striped catfish), 1952 nucleotides long. Its product is annotated as patatin-like phospholipase domain-containing protein 2. Bases 117 to 1502 code for a protein of 461 amino acids. Gene Ontology annotation, molecular function: triacylglycerol lipase activity. The record is from RefSeq and is a predicted model, not a curated record. NCBI's taxonomy places the organism in Eukaryota, Metazoa, Chordata, Actinopteri, Siluriformes, Pangasiidae. The transcript is spliced from 9 exons. Gene Ontology annotation, biological process: lipid homeostasis; positive regulation of triglyceride catabolic process; triglyceride catabolic process. Gene Ontology annotation, cellular component: cytoplasm; lipid droplet; membrane.